AUGCCGUUCCCGAGAUUCAGAGAUAGGACAACUAAAGUUGAUGUUGAUUUCCCCGCUAAGGUUGAUGCGACCCAGAUUUCUGAGGAGGUUCUCCCCUCAAUCGAGGGUGACUCUGAAGAAGAAGAAGCACCGGUUAUCUUGGAGAAUACCAGUUGGAAACGCCAUAUCUGGGAUACCUGGGGACACCCUGACAAAAGACAUGUCAAGGUAAUCUUCAAGCUGGACAUUACUCUGUUGGCGUUGAGUUCUAUUUCUACUUUUAUUCGAUAUUUAGACAGAAUUAACCUCAGUUAUGCCUAUGUCAACGGUAUGAAAGAAGAUUUAGGGAUUGUCGGUAACCAAUUGAACUAUGCAAACACUGGUUACAGUAUCGCUGGUAUGGUAUUCGGAUUCCCAUGGGCAAUUCUAAUGGUCAAGAUGAACUCAAAAUGGUUUGUCGUUAUGGUUGAGCUUUUCUGGAUUAUCCUGACGUUUUCUUUCUCAGCAGUCAAAACUCCAACCCAGAUGGUGGCUCUUAGAACGCUGGUAGGAGCGUUUGAGAGUGCACAUUAUCCGGCUCUUAGUUUCAUCCUUGGUACUUACUACACAUCAGGAGAAUUGGCAAGAAGAAACGUCAUUUUACAGUCGUCAACUUCUAUUGGAUCUUUUUUUGGUGGGUACGUUGCCAGCGGUACAUAUACCGGUUUAAAUGGAGUCAACGGAAGAGCAGGUUGGCGAUGGGUUUUUAUCAUAGAUGGUGUGAUUUCCUUGGGUAUUAUUGUUCCCCAGAUUUUGUUUUUUGCAGAUAGACUGUCGAACAGAAAGCCUGAUUUGAUCAUGAGUGCGGCUGACAUAGCAUACCUCAAGGAGAGAAAACCUGAUCAGAAAGAAGAUAAGUACCACUUCACGCUGAAAGACUUUUUCACUGCAGCUUUCAGCUUGGAAGUAUGGGCCUUUUGGGGAUUUGGUAUCUUUCAAGAUCUCGCAAGUUUAGACUCCAGUGCCUAUCUGCUGUGGCUGAAAGCUUGGAACAAAAUUAAGCCGGGGAGUUAUACCUACAGUCAAAUCGACCACUACGGCUCCAUUCUGUAUGCUGUACAAACUGUGAUCGCCCUUUCAAGUGGAUGGAUCUCAGACACUCUUUGCAGGGGUAGGCGUUGGCCUCCUAUCGUAGUUGCGGGAACGGUUACCUUUGUUGUCUGUAUUAUUCUUGGGUCGACCCCAGUUUACCCUGAAAAUAGGGCUUUCCGGUUUUUCCUUUACUUGAACACCACUUGGAGUUUGGCGACUGCGGGUCUUUACUGGGCUUGGGCUCAGGAAUUCUUCGUCGAUAAUUUGAAGAUGCGGGCGAUUACCACUGGUGGUAUUGAUAUCGGCAGUUUUGCGGCAGAAGUUAUUGCCAACAACAUUUGGUAUAAAACCUCCAAAAUGCCAAAAAUCACGGCUGGAUAUUACAUCUCCGGUGUUAAUGGCGCUCUCUACAGCCUUGAUGCGCUGGCCCUUGGUUUAUGGGAAGCGCACAAGAAGAGAAGGCAUGGCCAGUAA
Kuraishia capsulata CBS 1993 is the source of this 1524-nucleotide messenger RNA. RefSeq lists its product as uncharacterized. NCBI's taxonomy places the organism in Eukaryota, Fungi, Ascomycota, Pichiomycetes, Pichiales, Pichiaceae. The record is from RefSeq and is a predicted model, not a curated record. Gene Ontology annotation, biological process: transmembrane transport. The transcript has a single exon. Gene Ontology annotation, molecular function: transmembrane transporter activity. Bases 1 to 1524 code for a protein of 507 amino acids. Gene Ontology annotation, cellular component: membrane.